GAGACAUUGCUUUUUCUCCUUGCUCUAUCGGUCGACUCACGUCGCGAUCCUUCUAAACCACCUGCGUCCUGUGGAUACGAUCCUGCGACCUACUGCAGUCUAACUGGCAUCGCGCGUCUUGUCAGUUAUGCGCAUUAGCUAGGCUACUUGCCCGCACUCACCAUGGACCGACAUCGCCAGCGACGGAGCACCGUCUCGGUGCAAUCAACCACCCCUUCUUCCCUGCGACAUUGUUCGUUUCCCUCCUCAGCCACCUCGCCUCCGACCGAUACCGCGUCCGUCAAAACCGAUCCAAAGCUGAAGCGACGGUCUGCUCCUCCCAAGCCUCUUGCCCUUGCACGGGUCAAGGGAACGAUCGCCAUGGACUCCUCUCCGUCGCAAAUAAGUUCAGAAAUGUCGUGGUUCAACGACGCAUCGCCAAUGUCAACUACGCCGAGAACCGCAACCCCAAGAACACCCCAACGAUCCAGAGCCGGUACGCACAUGUCACUACCCGAGAUACACACAAGGGAGGGAGCGCAGACGCUGACUAGUGCUGGACAAACAGGUACCCCAGAGCCUGUUCCUCCAUCGCUUGUCAACCCUUCUUCCGCCCUCCUCCAAGAUCUGUUGAACGAACAACGCGCACAUCGAGGCCCCAAGGGGGCUGCAUCGGAAGACCUUGGCCACGGCGCCCCGCGCACGCCGGAACGAUCUCACUCCCGGCCCCAGUCCCGAUCUCAAUCGCCGGCGCAGACCCAGUCGCAAUCCCGAUCGCAGUCCCAGGAAGAAGCGGGGUCGGAGAAACAGCGUAAAAUCCAGACCGCGCUUUCUUCGGGUCUCCGACAACCGCAUGAAAUGGGUGUCAGGGAAAUGGGAGAAUACGUCUCCAAAAUUAAUAAGCAAAACUUCGACCUGAAACUCGAGAUCUUCCAUCGUGUACAGCAAAUGGCUGCCCUGGAGAAAAAGGUACAGUGCAUGGAGAGCAUGGAAGAAGAGCUGCAACGUCUGCGAGGCCUGGAAGACGAAGUUCAGGAGCUUAGAGAUGCCGAAGCGGACAACCAGCGACUAAGGGAGUCCAACGAGCAACUACGACAGGAAAUCGACAGGCGUGACCAAGCAAUUACAGAGGCGGUCGGCAUGAUUUGUCUCUUGGAAAAUAAAGUGGCACAGCUGCAAGCCGGCGCGGAUACGUCGAGACCCUCUACGGCUCGCGCAUAUGAAGACGAUGAUCCCGGUGCCACGACCCCUAGGCAAACCACCACAAUUGACAUCCCGGAGAGGACGUCCUCGAAGCGAGGUACCUUGGUUCCCAAGCAUCGGCGGACAUCCUCAGAGUCACGUUAUCUCCAACGCGCACCCUCGUUUCUGUCCGAUGAGACCAAGAGCACCACAGCACUGCCAGAUGUCUCUACCACGGAUGACCAGUCGCGUUCAGCGUUCAGUGAAACCACAAAAUCGGAAAGUUUCCAGUCCAUGAGCGAAUUCCAGGAACCGGAAUCUCCAAGGCUCAGUGCUCUGAGUGAAUGCAGUGAAUUGUAUCCGCCUGACCCGGCAGACGACCAGUUAGAGAUUCCGGUGAAACAUGACUCAAUUGAGGCCACAGAGCCAGCUGAGGUAUCCGCUGAGGAGGCCGUGAAUCAAAGCCGGAUUGAAUCUUGGAUUCAGCCGCAACGUGGUACCUUUCUCGGUGAUGUUCCGAAGCAAAAUAUUGUCCCCAACCUCCUUAAGACAGACAACCCAAGCUUUGAGAGUGAGUCAUACAAUGGCUCUAGUCAGAGAACACGCGUGGAUAGCGUGUUCGGUAGCACGAGAUUGCCGCCCACCCCCGACACCAUGAGCACCGCAUACGCAAAUGGCCCGAAUCGAUCGAAUGGCAGUAUCGUCGCAGAAAAGAGCCUUGUUGACCACGCUUUGCCUAUGAAAAACAGACUCGGCCGUCCGCGCUCUGCAAGUGCGCUCACAACGAGGCAAAGCCCCGGUAACAGUGCAGCAGUGGAUAGCGUGGAGAUGAACGUGAGCAACGUCACACUUACUCGAUUGACCGAUGGAGGAGACGAAUCGCCUGCGAUCUUUCCUUUGAAUAGUAUUACGAGAGACGGGGGAGUGUACUUCCCGGAGUCCCUCGAUAAGACGAACCUUAGUUACUAUGAUCGGGAUGCGUUUCUCGAUGGCGAGGGCCUUGGGAGGGUGCUUUCAAAACUCGACAACAACAACUACUACGGUUCGACGCGGCGCCCUGGUUCUGUGCCAGAGGACUCUGAAAGUUCAUUGUCUUCAUCACCCCCUCUGACUCCUCAAGAUUGGAUUGAGGCCGCCAAAUCGGAUUCCCACCGCAGACGGGAACCGGGUCUGGUGCACACUGCCCCCAAACCGGCAAAUCCCCGGCCCCUGGGUGCACGGGUCCCCAGCCAGUCUUCUUUCCUUGGUCGUCGGCACAGCAUGGAUUCCCACGUCAGGGACUCGGAUGUUUCCAUGAUACCCACGCUUGACUUGCAGUCGCUAGACUCUGGUCCACAGCCUGAGCCUGAUCUGGAUCGUCGGAUGAUUGGGCGAAGGAUUAGCCUCCGGCCCCCUUUCUUUGCACGCUCAGCACCCCCUCGUCGCCUCCAGCCAUCCCUGAUGUCGGACCCCACGGAUUCAGACGAUGGAGCUCCUGCCCCUAUAGUUCGCAAAGCACGGGACGAGGCUCCUGCUAAGUUGACCAAGACGAGCAAGGCCGAAACUCGUGGCUCUAGUUUCUCUGUCUCGGCUCCAAUUCAUACCAUCGCCAAGGCCGACGACAUCCACAGAACGCUUCCACAUUCCUUUACCGAAAGUUUCAUGAGCAGUGCCAUGUCCAGGCCGCCGACGUCGGGCAGCAAGGAGCACAAGAGACGCAGCUCACUUGGGAUUUUCGGCUGGAUGAAGGGAGCUAGCGGUCUCGGGAAGAAACACGAGCCCGAGUCUCCUGCAAAGACUAGCAUGGCUACUGGCGCGUUGGUCAGGAGCAAAGCCAGCCGACUGGCAGAUGCCCGGGACUUUUCUGAGCCUCCUCGAACGAUCGACAUGGGCGCGGCGAAUCCUGUCAUGGACGAUUUUGCUCCAAAAGGCAGACAUGCAGCCCGGGAUGAUGACGAUUCUGUCCGACGACCCAGGUAUAUGGACCGACGGUCUCGUCGUGGCUGAGCGGGCCACGAUUACUUUCUCUAUUUCCUUUGUAUCAUCUUUCCUUGCUCACUCUUUUCCUGGACCGUUAUGACCUCACGAUACCCUAUGAGUUACAUGUCUGCAGAUGGCACGGAUUGUACCAGUAUUGGUGGCUGCUACCCUUUGUUGCUUGCUAUACCCAUGGUAUCUGGCUGGCACUGAUAUCAUAUUAUGCUUGUUGUGACGAUUACGCGAAUUACCUACAUUUAUGAUUAUUAAAUGAAUCCCUAUGGUUAAGAACUAAUUCAGUACAAAUCAGAAUGUUAC
Aspergillus sclerotioniger CBS 115572 is the source of this 3435-nucleotide messenger RNA. RefSeq lists its product as uncharacterized. NCBI's taxonomy places the organism in Eukaryota, Fungi, Ascomycota, Eurotiomycetes, Eurotiales, Aspergillaceae. Bases 163 to 3147 code for a protein of 994 amino acids. The record is from RefSeq and is a predicted model, not a curated record. The transcript is spliced from 4 exons.